Lentinula edodes (shiitake mushroom) is the source of this 2643-nucleotide messenger RNA. Its product is annotated as ras guanine nucleotide exchange factor domain-containing protein. Gene Ontology annotation, biological process: Ras protein signal transduction; positive regulation of GTPase activity. Bases 280 to 2457 code for a protein of 725 amino acids. The transcript has 5 exons. The record is from RefSeq and is a predicted model, not a curated record. NCBI's taxonomy places the organism in Eukaryota, Fungi, Basidiomycota, Agaricomycetes, Agaricales, Omphalotaceae. Gene Ontology annotation, cellular component: plasma membrane. Gene Ontology annotation, molecular function: protein binding; guanyl-nucleotide exchange factor activity.
CUGGGACCAAAUAUUCAUAUCCAGCCAGUUUCUAACCGUUUCCUGAUUACAGAACUGCUGCGGCUCAGUUUAUCACUAUACUACGCUGGAUUAAUUUAUCUGCACUUAUAUAUGUAAGUAGCCGACGAAGGAAUUCACCCGGAAUCCGAAAUGAUGUGUGAUGGUGUGUGAUGGUAGUGAUGAAAAAGCCAAAUAAGCACUUUGUUUUAUCCGGUCUUCACGAAUCUACUUCCCGUAUAUUUCAGCCUUCAAAGCUUUACUCCUUGUUAACUGUUGUCGAUGUCAGUCGCAACAGCCAGUCAUUCUCAGACGAUUCGCCAGUCGCUUCACCUUUCUAUUGAACCACCAUCAUAUUUCUCCAGUCCUACCCAGUUCUCCCCGGAUUCUCCAUAUACCUCUUCAUCCUCAGCUCGGCCAAGCUCUGGCACCGCAGGGACCAGCCCAUUAAGCAGCGGCUCGGACAGCAUAAUAUAUUCCGUAUUAUGCAUGCAUGACUUUCUAUCUGACGACCCGACACAUCUUUCGUUUUCGAGGAACGAGAUUCUUGAUAUCUUCAAGCAAGAAGAAUCAGGAUGGUGGGCAGCUAUGCGGAGAGGUGGAGAUACCAUUGGCUGGAUACCCCAAGCAUUCGUUAGGCCUCUCGAAGAAGAAAUGGCGGAGAGACUCUUGAAUGUACGAGAAGAGUUGCGCAUAUACGAAUACGAAGCCGAACAGCUCUACGUUUCUGCUCCCAUCUCCCAAAUUCCUUAUGAGGAAUCGGAGAUUUUUCCUUCCUUGCUCCCCCAGGACUCUGUGGAAGCUAGUGUUUACCAAAACAUCUCCGACCCACGACGUACCGGUCGGCCUUAUCCUCCUCCAUCCCCUGCGACACCUAUGCCACAGCCACCUCUCUCAACUCUUUUGCCUAAAUUCAACACAAACAAACCCACUACCACUCCAAAAGAACAGGAACCUUCUAUUAGCCCGCAGAAUCGAACUCCCUCGUCAGCCACCCGUCGGCCAUUACCUCCUCUCGUUACAUUGUCAGAAGAUUCGGUAAGAAAUGACCCUUCUGUUUCACCGGAUACGAAGCGCCGCGACGAGAAGAUCAAAAAGUUGACCGGGAGUGAUGAUGCCCUUGCAUUCAUCAGUGCUGUGAAUCCGCCAUGGUACCUCAAACCUAGGCACGCGAACGAAAUUCAUACAGACGCCGAAGGCAAACUUAUUUUUGGAACGCGGAUUGCGCUGGUUGAGCGACUUGUAUGGGAUAUCAUUCCAUCUGCAGUCCUCCGAAUGAAUACUCAAGACAACUACCGGCGCAUGUUUCUGACAACAUUUCGCACGUUCAUGACGCCGGAUGACUUGUUCGAUAUGCUAGUUGACAUAUAUCGCAUGUCCUAUCCCGAAAUUUUGACGGAGUCCGAGUUUGACGAGUGGAGAGAUAGAUGUCUCCAACCCACGCAACGCCAAAUUCUUACAGUGUUUUCCAUGUGGUUGAAGGAAUACAGACUUUUGGAGGAAGAACCAGAUAUUUCCCGACGAUUAAACGAUUUUUUGAAAUUAAUAACUUCCCCGAGUCCUCUGGCUGCUACAGCACAAGAGAUCAUCGAAUCAAUCACACGCCUAACAUUCGAGACAGAUCCCCCAGCAACAUCCUCCCCCACCGACCGGCGAAAGAAGCAUAAACCGGUGAAAAAUGACCUACCUAGUUUUCAACCUUCCGAUGUCGCUGAACAACUGACGCUGUACGAGUUCAAACUUUACAGCAAAAUCACCCCUCAAGACUGUAUUGCUCAGGCAACACAUGGGACAAAAACAUCGGGGGGGUGCACCAGGUCGAGAGAAGCUUUAUCGACGUUCUGUGCUACCCAUGACAAGAUAGCAGCAUGGGUCACCGACACUGUUUUAAGCAGUCAUUUGGUUUCUCGAAGAGCGGAUACGGUCGAUUUCUGGAUCAAAGUGGCUGAGAAAUGCCGAAACUUGAACAAUUUUGCGUCAAUGAGUGCUAUCAUCAAUGCUUUAUCAAGUACAGUCAUCCACCGCCUCGAUCGCACUUGGUGGCAUGUCGGCCGCAAGAACACGUUCGAGACGCUUCUCAAGUGUAACGAACCGAGUGGGGGCUUCUCUGCUUACCGACAAUUACAUCUCCACGCCAUGGAUUCUCCCUGUGUGCCUUUUAUUGGGAUGUAUCUGACAGAGCUGGUCCACAUCAAGGACCAAUAUUCAGAUGGCGCCGGACGUGUAUCGGUGCUACAGCGACAGCGGUGGUACGACGUAGUGAUGAUCAUGCUUCGCUCUCAAGCGAGGCCUUACAACAUCACGGAGAACGAAACAAUGAAGUUUAUCCAGAGUAAUCUACGCGGGUGGACAACGACAAAGGAUUGGCAGGCCAAAUUUUGGUCGAAGAGUCAAGAGGUCCGGCGUUUGGAGCGCGAUAAUGCCGACAUCAGAAAGGGAUUAGAGCAGGCGGGAUUCUAGUAGAGAAUGAGGGUUCGUUUGGGACAUCAUAUGUUUAUUGUGACCAACUUAGGUGUUUAUAUCCAUGUUGCAUAGACUUUUUCCCUGCUUUGGUAUCUUUUUAUCAUUUUACACGAUCUCAUUUGCUUUUUUACCAUUACACUCUGCACUCUUGCUUAUGUUCAUGAUAACGACUUGUUGUACGCG